AUGACGCUAAAAGACCGCACAGCCGAAUUCCUCUCCGCCGUCGAGUCCAUCCAAUCCCGGUCCGGCGGCCCCGGCAGCAUCCUGCCCGCCGACCGACACGCCCUGCUCUCCCCCACCCGCUCCCCCCGGCACGCCCAACCCCCCCAAUCCAAGUCCGAAUUCGCGCGCGCCGCCGCCUCCAUCGGCCGCGACAUCAACUCCACCGUCACAAAACUCCAAAAACUCGCCCGUCUCGCCAAACGCAAAACACUCUUCGACGACCGACCUGUCGAGAUCAACGAGCUGAUAUAUAUCAUCAAGCAGGAUAUCGCCAAAAUCAACCAGCAGAUUGCGCAGUUGUCGGGAUGGAUGCGGAAACAUGGCGGGCCGAACGCCGGGAAUGCGAAUACGGGGAGUAGUCCAACGGCACUCGCAUCACAAGCGAAUAACAACAAACAGGUCCGCGAACACUCGACGAUCGUCAUCUCCUCAUUGCAGAGCAAGCUCGCCUCCACGUCCAACGAAUUCAAGAACAUUCUCGAGAUCCGGACGGAGAAUAUGAAGGAGCAGAAGAAUAGGAGGGAUCAGUACUCCUCCUUCCCGGCCGCCGGGGCAGCAGCUACAAACGGGGGCGGGAUAAUGGGCGGACCACCACCACAAGGCGGGAUAAUGAACAUGGGCGCCUCCCCGCUCGACUCCUCCCCGCUGUACAACCCCUCCCGUCGCCCCACAACCCCCUCCAACGGCGACGGCGCAGUCAUCAUCGACCUCUCCUCCAACCAACAACUCCAACAACAAUCCCUCAUCCCGGCCCCUUCAUCCACCCUCAACAUGGAACUUAUCGAAUCACGCUCGCAGGCCAUCGAAUCCAUCGAAUCCACCAUCGCGGAACUCGGGCAGAUCUACCAGAAUUUCGCCUCAAUGGUCGCCACACAGCGCGAAAUGGUGCAGCGGAUCGAUGAGAAUGUGCUGGAUAUCGAGAUGAAUGUGGAGGGGGCUCAUAGUCAGUUGUUGAAAUAUUACCAGGGGAUCAGUAGUAAUCGCUGGUUGAUGAUGAAGGUGUUUGCGGUGUUGAUUGUGUUUUUUAUGAUGUUUGUGCUGGUUACGUAG
Messenger RNA from Fimicolochytrium jonesii, 1089 nucleotides. RefSeq names its product t-SNARE. The transcript has 2 exons. Lineage: Eukaryota; Fungi; Chytridiomycota; Chytridiomycetes; Spizellomycetales; Powellomycetaceae. Gene Ontology annotation, molecular function: SNARE binding; SNAP receptor activity. The record is from RefSeq and is a predicted model, not a curated record. Bases 1 to 1089 code for a protein of 362 amino acids. Gene Ontology annotation, cellular component: endomembrane system; Golgi membrane; SNARE complex. Gene Ontology annotation, biological process: vesicle fusion; endoplasmic reticulum to Golgi vesicle-mediated transport; intracellular protein transport.